AUGGGGAUAAAAAAUAGUACUCAAAGAAAAAAAACCCUCAGAGUGAAUUACUUGCAACAAAUAGCAAAAGUAUUUUCUCAAACCGAGAAGCAACAACACGACAGUGCCGCUUGCUCCUUUUGCAGCUCGUGUCACCCUAGCAUUGAUGAGUUAAGCGAGAGCCUGACGUUAUCGAAGAUGGUGCGGUGCUUAAGAGACACUAAGUGUUCGCAGUUACGACUGCAACUUUCAAGUGCCCUUUUUGCAAUCUCAGCCUUAUCAGAGCAGCAUAGAGUAUUGGUCGCUCAGUCUGGCGCCUUACCAUGCCUUGUGCGUAUAUUAUAUUGUGAUGAUUUAAAAACAUGCGAAAUGGCAGCUUGGGCUUUGGCCACUAUUAUCAAAAAUAGUCCUCGCGAAAGCGAUUUGGUCGCUGCAUACGGGGCCACGCUACCGUUGGCGACCCUGAUGUGCAAUCCUAGAGCUGAAAUACAGAGAGCAGCUCUUGAGGUGUUACAGCAAUUAUCGCUCGGUUCAUCUUACCGUAUUGGUUUGCUUCUUAAAAAUAACAUAUUACCUAAUAUCCGGGUUGUGUUGUUUCAACCGCGAAGCGAUCCAGAUGUGCUUAUCCGCACCUUCAUUCUUCUCUGUUACAUUAUUCAAGAGGGUAAUCGAUCGCAAAAAUUGGAAGUAAUAAAUGCUGAUUUUCUCCCUGCUUUAAUUGAUGGUUUAUGCCGGAGCGAAGCUCACGUGAAAAGGGUAGCCGCUGACACCAUUUUUGAACUCCUUUCAGCAGCUCUUCCUUUUGUACCAUGUUCAACGAAAAGAAUUGCUCAUGUUUUGAUUCUCCUCUGUGAUCAUCUAGCCACCGAAGAGUUAUGGGUCUUGCAAAUUAUUUAUGAUGUGCUCGUCUUGUUGGAAAAAUAUGCCAUCGAUAUGAGAUAUGUUGUUAGAUAUUGUGAUGGAUUCAAAAAACUCGAGGAAAUGCAAAGAAGCGCGAAUAAGGAGAUCUCUAUAGUGGCCAUUGAGAUUGUCGAGCUUUGUAAUUCAAACUUAAUCUGA
This is a messenger RNA of Glossina fuscipes, 1038 nucleotides long. RefSeq names its product importin subunit alpha-4-like. The transcript has a single exon. Gene Ontology annotation, molecular function: nuclear import signal receptor activity; protein binding. NCBI's taxonomy places the organism in Eukaryota, Metazoa, Arthropoda, Insecta, Diptera, Glossinidae. The record is from RefSeq and is a predicted model, not a curated record. The coding region runs from base 1 to 1038 and encodes 345 amino acids. Gene Ontology annotation, biological process: NLS-bearing protein import into nucleus. Gene Ontology annotation, cellular component: nucleus.